UCCGGUUUGUCUCCAGUAUUGCUAACUCGAGCCCGAUUACUGGCCUCCGAACAUGCGAAACUCACGGAUCGACUGGUGGAGUCAUUUGAUGCAAAAGUCGCGAAGCGAGCUGGGGAGCUGGCACCAGUUGCCUCCGUCUUGAAAGAAUGGGACAAUGCCAACGAUUCCAUUCUUGAAUUGAAAUCCCUACUAGAGGAUCGUCAAACAGAUGAGGAAUUGCGCUCCCUCGCGACGGAGGAUCUGGAUAUCACCAAUGAUGCUUUGCCUGCCAUAUCAGACCGAUUGAAGAAGUCACUGAUUCCUCGUCAUCCAUUUGCAGCACUUCCGUGCCUGAUUGAGAUCCGGCCUGGUGCGGGAGGCGAUGAAGCAGGUCUUUUCGCGUAUGAGAUGCUACGCAUGUAUCUUUCUUUCUGUUCCCGUCGAGGGCUCCGGCCCACGAUCCUAAAACAGGACGUGGAGGAUGGCCCAUCAGAGGAUCGGCUGACCGAGGCAGUCAUUGAAAUUGAAGCCGAAGGCGCAUACGAUAUUCUGCGAACGGAAUCCGGGGUCCAUCGCGUGCAAAGAGUACCAGCCACAGAGACCAAAGGCCGUACUCAUACCAGUGCUGUUAGCGUCAUGGUUUUGCCGAGUUUCCCAGAAACUGGGAGUAGCAUAGACAAUGCUUUGAACUUUGAAGACCCGACCAGCGAUUACUAUAUUGAUCCUCAGGAAGUGCGCAUAGAGAAAAUGCGAGCUGGAGGUGCAGGUGGACAACAUGUUAAUAAGACCGAAUCGGCGAUCCGGCUGACCCAUUUCCCCACGGGUACCGUGGUCUCCAUGCAAGAUGAGCGGUCUCAACAGGCCAACCGACGGAAAGCCUGGCAGGUCCUGCGGGCCAAGAUCGCCGAAGCCCGUCAAGAGGCCCGAGAGCAGGAGCUGGUUGAGCUUCGACGAGGUGUUUUGGGUGGAGUGGCUCGGAUGGGCCGAGGCGACAAGAUCCGGACCUACAAUUUUGGCCAGAGCCGCUGUACAGAUCAUCGUUGUGGUACGACUAUUCACAACCUGGAUUCUGUUUUGGAUGGAGGCGAUGGCUUGGAAACAGUCAUGGAGAACGUGCGUACUUGGAUGGCAGACCGUGAAGUCGAGGCGAUGGUGGCAGAAGAUCUGGCCAAAAACAAGGAAAAAGAGAAGAAAUAG
This is a messenger RNA of Penicillium odoratum, 1176 nucleotides long. RefSeq names its product putative mitochondrial translation release factor (RF-1). The annotation marks the transcript as partial. The record is from RefSeq and is a predicted model, not a curated record. Gene Ontology annotation, biological process: translational termination. The transcript has 2 exons. NCBI's taxonomy places the organism in Eukaryota, Fungi, Ascomycota, Eurotiomycetes, Eurotiales, Aspergillaceae. Gene Ontology annotation, molecular function: translation release factor activity.